This is a messenger RNA of Colletotrichum costaricense, 573 nucleotides long. RefSeq lists its product as uncharacterized. The record is from RefSeq and is a predicted model, not a curated record. NCBI's taxonomy places the organism in Eukaryota, Fungi, Ascomycota, Sordariomycetes, Glomerellales, Glomerellaceae. The annotation marks the transcript as partial. The transcript has a single exon.
AAAAGAUGGUUAACACUUAUCCUCCAAUCGCGCGACCUGUCGCCUUCCGCAGUACAGCAAGUCUCACUCACCGAUUCACAAACACGACUCUUGCUCCAAGCAUGCAAUGCUUCAUUUCAGAUCGACCGUGUUAACCUAACACUUGCGGAAGACUUGGCCGACGAGAUAGCUCCCGCUUUCUCUCAUCUCCAUUUCUUGCCUGAAGGCUUAUUCGUCCACCUUGAUGACUGUUCGCCCAAAGCUGGAGCCCAAAUCAUUCCAGACAGAAAGUCCUUACAUACCAUCGACAAGUUUAUUCUUCGCAUUGUCACCUCCGGCCGUUUCCAAGCUGCUCUCGAGGUAUGCGAAAAAAGUCAGAGGUCGAUCGAGCUAUUCUACUUGCCAUUCGAUAUACAAAUGACAGCUGAGCGGGAGUGCCGGGUUUUCUGCCGACCAAAGAAUGUAGGAUCACGGCAACCAGUCAGUAUCAUUGGCACAGGCCGUGGAAGCUUUCCAAACGCUCUGGCCUCGAACAAGUCCAGCAUAUUGAGAUCAUUUAUGAGGGAUCACAGAUCAUCAGAGAUUCCAUCAUAG